AUGACAGCCAUCAGGCUGUUGAAGCGUGCAAAGAAGCGCCACGAAGAGGACAAGGCAAGGCAGAACCCAGACACGAGCACCGCCCCGCCAGUGAGCACUCGCGAAAGGGGCCUGUCCAUGCCACUGUCAGCGCUGACAGGCGACCAUCCAGACUCUCCAACUGCGUCUGUGAAGUCCAUAGGAGGCGGCAGCUCCAUGCUGUCAUUCAGCCAAACAUCUGCAAUGUACAAGCGAGUUGGCUCAAGGCGGGGCCCUGGAUCUACACUAGGCCUCAAGGAACUCGUCGACCCCGACUACCGGCUGUCCACAGUGUUAGAAAAGUUGGCCUCUGAUCGCGUCCUCAGUGUCCUGGAGAGCUUCGUGAACUCUGCAGAACAAGAGUCCGCAACGCCGCGGGGCAUGAAGCAGGGCCCCAUCAGCUUCCCCAUCCUGCAGUCCAGGAUGCCCGACAGGAUGUUCCCCAUGGGCGUGGACAUGCUGGCCACAGGGGCGCCGGGCUCGCACUCGCACCGCCACCGGGCCUGA
Messenger RNA from Ostreobium quekettii, 525 nucleotides. NCBI's taxonomy places the organism in Eukaryota, Viridiplantae, Chlorophyta, Ulvophyceae, Bryopsidales, Ostreobiaceae. The record is from the annotation of a GenBank genome assembly.